Molecule: messenger RNA, 1746 nt
Organism: Ylistrum balloti
Lineage: Eukaryota; Metazoa; Mollusca; Bivalvia; Pectinida; Pectinidae
Product: monocarboxylate transporter 13-like
Exons: 5
Coding region: 1-1746 (581 amino acids)
Biological process (GO): transmembrane transport; monocarboxylic acid transport
Molecular function (GO): monocarboxylic acid transmembrane transporter activity
Source: RefSeq, a predicted model, not a curated record
AUGAAGAGCACUGGUCAGGCGAACAAAAAAACCAGCACUGACCAUGUCGUGGUGGAGGAAACUGUUCGGACAGACUACAGCCACCUACCAAUUGAUCACGGAUGGGCGUAUGUAACUGUCUUCGGUUGUUUCGGCGUGUGUGCCCUAAUUGUAGGGACACUGAAAUCAUUUGGGGUCAUUCUGGUGGAGUUGUCCCGUCGGUUCAAUGUUCCUGCUAGUGUGCUCAUAGGACCGCAGUGCCUUGCUGGAUUCUUCCAUCUAUCUCUAGGUCCUGUGGCGAAUGCAUUGAGUGAACGAUACUCGCACAGACUGGUAGUGUUCGUGGGCGGGAUGGUAGCCGCCAUUGGUCUAGCUUGUACAUCGUUCGUCCAAUCAGUGCCCGCCUUUUAUCUUACUUACGGAGUGAUGUCAGGAGUUGGCUUUGGUUUGUGUUUGUCACCGUCCAUCACUUUUCAAGGAUUCCACUUUCAGAAGAGAAGAGCUCUUGCCAAUGGACUUUCCGCUUCCGGUUCUGGGGCCGGAUCCUUCGCGUUACCUCCCAUCAUCCGCGUGCUCAUCAACUAUUACGGACUUGGAGGGUGUCUACUCCUUGUUGGAGCUUUCAUGUUUCAUACCUGUGUUUUCUGUUCUUUCUUCAGGCCUCCGUCAUACUGGGUUCUGUUUAACAAAGUCAGGGGUAAAACAAAUAAAACGGAAAGAGACGAUAAACACUCUACUGGUGAGAAGGACACAACACAUCCUCUACUGGAAAACACGAAAAGUUUAGACUUCGAAAUAUUUGAGGAUGGAAAAGGAACUGGGAUCACUUCCAAAACAGAAAGUGGAGAAACAUGCAUGUAUGAUAGAGCCAUACAAAACCAAGAACAAUUUCUUCUGGAUAUAAAACGAAACGAAACAAGUCAUCACCUUUCUACCUCAUCAUUGCCAUGUAUAGCCAUCAAACGGAUUCAGGACGAAACAAGACCGAGAACAGAAUCUGUCAGAAUAAAUUCCACACAACACAGUAAUACUCUACAAUCAAAAGAACUUACGAAUGACUUGUUGUUCGCAAGUCUAGAGUCAUUUCCUUCGCUCUCUGGUUCGGGGCUCGAACACACUCUGAAUUAUAACAAACGCACAUCUGAACCAGAGAAAGUAGACGAUACAAAAAAGAAACCGAUGUUAGAAUGGUCCUUACUAAAGAAUUCGACUUACCUUGUUUUUAUAUUUGUGUUAUUUACGGGAAUUAUGGGUCAACAUUCGCUCUUUAAUGUCCUUCCUUCAGUUGCAAAUGAAAAGAGCAUCAGUGAUGAACAAGGGGCCAUAAUUGUGUCCAUUCUCGGCGCAGCUGAUCUUUUCGGUCGGAUAUUUUUUGGUUGGCUCGCCGAUUUUGGCUUUGUCAAGCGUCAAACGAUGUAUCAUUUGAACCUGACUGUGUUCGCUAUGGUCGGGUUCAUUACUCCAUACAUCAAUUCAUUUAUUGGAUUCUGUUUGCUCUCUAUGUUCCUUGGAAUUUUCACCGGAGGUUACACAGGAACUCAAAUAGCCAUUCUUGCUGACAAGUUUGGAGUUGAAAAGUUAUCUAGUGCUUGGGGAUUCGCCGCCUUUCUCGCCUCGCUAGCGCUACUGGUGAAUCCUUUCCUGGCGGGAGUGAUUCGUGACGUCACAGGAUCCUGGAUAGGUGCAGUUGUCCUUGGUGCUAGCGUGUCAGCGUUUGGAUCCGGAUUACUUACGAUCGAGGCUUUACUAAUCAGGAUAAGACGGUGA